AUGGCGGCGACUACGUUCAUAGCCUCGACAUUAGGAGCCUCGAUCGCUGAGCAGGUGGCAGGGAAGGCUGCUGGCUCGUCUGUCGGCGCACCAGCUCAGCGGAACCAGAGUAGCCGAAAAGGCAAGCGCGCCUGGAGGAAAAAUGUCGACCUGGACGAAGUUGAGGAAGGCUUGGAGGAGCUUCGGACGGAGGAGCGGCUCACUGGGACCGCGCUACAAAAGAAAAAAGAUGAGGAGCUGUUCCAGGUCGAUGUCGCUGGAGACGAUCAGAUCCGCAAAACCCUCCCGAAAUUCUCAGAGCGCGUGCUCACGUCCACCAAAAUCCUUGCCCAACGCUCCGCCGUCCCUGCCGUCUUCUCUCGCGCGUCUGCGUCAUCCUCAUCGUCAACGACUAAGGCCGAAAAGCGUAAAUUGGUCACACAUGAGGACAAGAGCAAGCUGCUCAGGAUAGGCCAGAAGCUGAGGCGUGGGCCAUUCAAUGCGUAUGUGGACCCAGAUCAGGUCGGAGAGGGGAGCGCGAUGCUAGAGUUGAGCGAGGCGGCAAAGAAAGCUGGGACGUACGACGUGUGGGCUGAGGAGGUGCCCGAGAGUGUGCCGGUCAAGGCACCUCAAUCGCAUCAUCCCCGUUCGCUCAUCUCCCUAGCAGCUGUGCCCUCGCCGCAUGAGGGCCAGUCUUAUAAUCCUCCUCUAACCUCGCAUCAAGAGCUUCUCCGUGCGGCAAACGAAGUGGAAGAGCAGAAGUACAAGGGCGUGGACGAGCUGGAGGCGAUGAAGGCCAAGAUGGAGCAGGCGCGGCAGAUAGCGGCAGCAGAGGCAGCAGUUCACGUCGCAGCGGGCGUCGCCCCUGGCAUGACAGUUCCGGAGAUCGCUGACCAAGCCGACGAGGAGGAGGGCGAGGGAGCGGAGCCACCGCCGCCAAAGAAGGUGCCAGAGAGGAAGACCAAGCAGCAAAGGAAGAAGGCUGAGAAAUUGCGUGCGGAGAAGCGCGCUUUGGCGGAGAAGGCUGCGCGGAAACGGAUGCUCGCGUCCGUCGACUCCGCGAAAGCACUCCGCAAAUCUAUCGCACGCGACCUCGCAACGCGCGAGCGACUCCGUGCACAGCGACAGGCGCAGAUGCAGGAGAAGCUCAAGCGAGGGCUGGCAGGACAGAAGAUUGGGAAGCAUAAGGUCCCCGAGGGUGAGAUCGAUGUCCAGCUCGGGGAGGAGCUCAGCGAGAGCUUGCGUGCGCUUAAGCCUGAGGGUAACUUGUUUAGGGAUCGGUUCGUUAGCAUGCAACAUCGUGCGCUCAUCGAGCCGCGCGCCGUCGUUACUACCAAGAAGGCGAGGCGCAAGACAAAAGAGUACGAGAAGCACUCGUACAAGAAGUUCGACAGGGAGUAUUAA
Molecule: messenger RNA, 1383 nt
Organism: Dichomitus squalens LYAD-421 SS1
Lineage: Eukaryota; Fungi; Basidiomycota; Agaricomycetes; Polyporales; Polyporaceae
Product: P60-like protein
Exons: 7
Coding region: 1-1383 (460 amino acids)
Biological process (GO): ribosomal large subunit assembly; rRNA processing
Cellular component (GO): nucleolus
Molecular function (GO): 5S rRNA binding
Source: RefSeq, a predicted model, not a curated record